This is a messenger RNA of Trifolium pratense (red clover), 1731 nucleotides long. RefSeq names its product mannan endo-1,4-beta-mannosidase 6-like. Gene Ontology annotation, molecular function: hydrolase activity, hydrolyzing O-glycosyl compounds. Bases 222 to 1616 code for a protein of 464 amino acids. Lineage: Eukaryota; Viridiplantae; Streptophyta; Magnoliopsida; Fabales; Fabaceae. The transcript is spliced from 6 exons. The record is from RefSeq and is a predicted model, not a curated record.
AUCCAUCACUUUCUAUAAACCAUUGAUCAACAUUGGAACAUAGAGAACAUUUUCUUUACUUUAAAGUUAGAUAUUUUCUUUUUUACUAAACUUUAAAGUUAGAUAUUCAAUGUGAUUUAUACUUGCCCGCUAACCAUUUGAAUUUGCCUAUAUGUUCAAAUUUAUAUAUAACAUGGCCCAAUAGAAUAUGAACAUUAUAGCUAAGUAAUUAAUCAAUUUCAAUGGAGAAAUUUGGAAUACAUAUGCUUUUUUUAUUCUUUCUUUUGAUUCUCACAAAACAGCUAAGUUCCAAUGCUUUUAUUAACAGUAUGGCUGAUGAGGAGGUACUAAAUGAAGACCAAAAUCAUGUCCAAGAAAUUAUCACAAGUUAUGAUAGUGAAGCAAUGUUGGAGAUGGAAGAGGAUGAAUGGCAAAUGGUGGGGAAGAAAGGAAACCAAUUUGUGGUGAAUGAUCAACCAUUCUAUAUAAAUGGAUUCAACACAUACUGGUUGAUGGUUUUUGCUGCAGAUGACUCCACCAAAGGAAAAGUCACUGAGGUCUUCAAACAAGCUUCCUCAUUUGGUAUGACAGUUUGUAGGACUUGGGCUUUCAAUGAUGGUCAAUGGAGAGCCCUACAGAAAUCCCCUUCAGUUUAUGAUGAAGACAUCUUCAAGGCAUUGGACUUUGUGGUAAGUGAAGCAAGGAAAUACAAAAUCAGGUUGAUAUUAUCAUUGGCAAACAAUUGGGAAGCAUAUGGUGGAAAAGCACAGUAUGUGAAAUGGGGCAAAGAGGCUGGCCUAAACUUGACAUCUGAUGAUGACUUCUUCUCACAUUCAACCCUUAGAAGCUACUAUAAGGCCCAUGUUAAGACUGUGCUCAAUAGAGUUAAUACAUUCACAAAUAUCACUUAUAAGGAAGAUCCUACAAUUUUUGCAUGGGAGUUGAUGAAUGAGCCUAGAUGCAACUCAGAUCCCACUGGUGAUACCUUACAGGAUUGGAUACAAGAAAUGGCAUUUCAUGUGAAGAAAAUUGAUCCAAAACAUUUGGUUGAGAUUGGACUAGAAGGAUUUUAUGGUCCCUCAACACCUCAUAGACUUCAAUUCAAUCCAAAUACAUAUGCUCAGCAGGUUGGAACUGAUUUUAUCAGGAACCAUCAAGUUCUUGGUGUGGACUUUGCUUCUGUUCAUAUGUAUGCUGACUCUUGGGUUUCACCACAAAUUGCUGAUACACAUAUCCCAUUUGUAAUAUCAUGGAUGGAGGCACACAUAGAGGAUGCUGAAAAGUAUCUCGGAAUGCCGGUUGUUUUUACCGAGUUUGGCGUAUCUUCAAAGGAUCCCGGCUACAAUUCAUCAUAUAGAGACACACUAAUAAGCACAGUUUACAGUUCAAUCCUAAACUCAACAAAGAAAGGAGGGAGUGGUGCAGGAUGCCUUUUGUGGCAAGUUUUUCCUGAAGAUACAGAUAAUAUGGAUGAUGGUUAUGCUAUUGUUUUGUCAAAGUCUCCUUCAACUUCAAGUAUUGUAUCUCUUCAUUCUUAUAGGCUUAAUUUGUUCAACACUUUGUGUUCUUCCAAAUGCAAUUGGAGUUGUAAGAAGAAGAAAAUGUUGGAGAAGAUACUAUAUCAUGAUGAACUCUAACUUAUGCAAAGUUUUCAAUUGUAAAGCUAUGGCCAUAUAAAACCAUGCAUGUAUAAAUAUGUGAUUAAGAUUAACCAUAUCAUUAUGUUUGUAUUAACUUCCUUUAUGUGAUUAA